Messenger RNA from Spinacia oleracea (spinach), 1691 nucleotides. RefSeq names its product tRNA (carboxymethyluridine(34)-5-O)-methyltransferase. The transcript is spliced from 3 exons. NCBI's taxonomy places the organism in Eukaryota, Viridiplantae, Streptophyta, Magnoliopsida, Caryophyllales, Amaranthaceae. Gene Ontology annotation, cellular component: nucleus; cytoplasm. Gene Ontology annotation, molecular function: tRNA (5-carboxymethyluridine(34)-5-O)-methyltransferase activity; tRNA binding; S-adenosylmethionine-dependent methyltransferase activity. The record is from RefSeq and is a predicted model, not a curated record. Gene Ontology annotation, biological process: tRNA wobble uridine modification; tRNA methylation. Bases 249 to 1415 code for a protein of 388 amino acids.
UAAACAUAGGAGUGGGGCUAAGUUUUCCCUUAACGUGCACACGGGCCACACCCUCACACAUCAACGAGCUUGGCCAAGGCCCUAGAUCGAAGGCAAGAGUGCAAGACGCGGCGCGUUGGCAUCUCAUAUCUCAAUAAUCGUCCUCAACGCCUGGCAUCAUCCCCAAUUUCAAGCUUUCAUCUUUGCGUUGUGAUGAUGUGCAACAGCUUGUUCCCUUUGGCUUCUACCCCACUUAAUCUUUCAAGGUAAUGAUAUUUGGUCGCAUAGAAUCUUGGAGAGUUUCUUAUCAAAUACUGCGGGAAUUGCACUCACCUCCUCUCAUAUCUGUUUGCAAGUGUUACUCCACAGUGUCUAAUAAGAUGAAGGAUAUUAGAGUCGGCCACCCUUCUGUUUUCUCGACUGCUGAAUCUGAUAGAGAAACUCGGGAUCAACCAUCUGAAUUGACAAGUAAGGAUAGAUUUUCAUCGAAUCAUGUUCAGUAUACCCCUGAAAUCGAGAAGACGUAUGUCCAUCAGGUUUAUGAUGCAAUUGCUCCCCACUUUAGUUCAACCAGAUUUGCUAAAUGGCCAAAGGUUGCAUCGUUUUUAGAUUCCUUGCCACAAGGAUCUCUUGUCCUGGAUGCAGGAUGUGGAAAUGGGAAAUACUUAGGUUUCAAUCCCAAAUGUGUUUCCGUAGGAUGUGAUAUAAGUCCAGCUUUAAUCAGUAUAUGUGCAGAGAGAGGGCAUGAAGCAUUGGUUGCUGAUGCUGUAAUUUUGCCUUAUAGAAGUGGUUUUGGUGAUGCAGCAAUCUCUAUUGCUGUGUUACAUCACCUGAGUACUGAAAGUAGGAGGCGAAAAGCCAUUGAAGAACUGGUUCGAGUUGUUAGGAAGGGAGGUUUGGUGUUAGUAACAGUUUGGGCUGUGGAGCAAGAGGAUCCAGGUUUGUUGAGUAAAUGGACUCCAUUGUCCCGUAGGUACCUGGAUGAGUGGAUUGGACCCGGUAGUCCUCGUGUGCAUAGCUCCAGGUCAUUUAAUUUACAAAGCAUUCCUGAAAGCGAGAAUGGAUCUCAAGAGUCAUGCACAGUCUCUAAUGAGUCCCUUGGUGAAAAGCUGGAUAGAACAAUGAAGUUAAAUGACCAAGAAAACGACACAUCAACUACCUCGAUUGGUGAUAAAUGUAACGAAAACCAAGAGUAUUUUGUUCCAUGGCAUUUACCUUAUCAUCGAGCUGAAAUUAGUGGUUCUUCUGCUUCUGCUGUUGCAAAUGGUCUGGCAAGAAAAGAUGACAAAAAGGGUGCUGUGGUAUAUAACCGAUAUUAUCAUGUGUUUAGUGAGGGUGAACUUGAAAGUUUAGUGUCUGGAAUGAGCAAUGCUGUGAUCGUGGAUCGCUUCUUUGAUAAAUCAAAUUGGUGUGUUAUUCUUGAAAAAAAAGAAUGAUAAUUCGAAGACGCACAAAAUGCAUAUGUCCUAUUUUAUUGCUGAGAUGAGAUCAGGGAGUAAAUCAUGAAGCUGCCAAUGUAGUGAGUGAAUCACUCCUUGUAGGAAUGUCAGCAUAUAUUUCUCAGAAAAGCAGGCUGUGUCGUUUAUCUGUGUGCUUGCAUGUUUGUAUCAUCAUUUUUCGAUGCAGUGAAAUUCACAUUUUAGAGCUAAGUUCCAGCAUUGUUUUGCGGAUUUUGGAUAGUAAAGAUAUUCAUAUAUACACGUAUUACUGUC